Molecule: messenger RNA, 1144 nt
Organism: Etheostoma cragini (Arkansas darter)
Lineage: Eukaryota; Metazoa; Chordata; Actinopteri; Perciformes; Percidae
Gene: prlhr2a
Product: prolactin releasing hormone receptor 2a
Exons: 2
Coding region: 19-1116 (365 amino acids)
Biological process (GO): G protein-coupled receptor signaling pathway
Cellular component (GO): neuron projection; plasma membrane
Molecular function (GO): neuropeptide Y receptor activity; neuropeptide binding
Source: RefSeq, a predicted model, not a curated record
UGACAUCAGCUUUUGGGGAUGGAGGACGCAGACAGCAGCUGGGCACUAGAGCUCACCCCCCCGUGCAUGAUGCCCGAGGUGAAUGGGAACGACAGCGAUCAGGUGUUUGAGGUGGCGCUGCAGAACGGCUCCUCCAAGCGCAGCUCCCAGUUUGUGGGUGUGGAGCUGCUGCAGUCCUUCAAGCUGCUCAUCAUCCCCUGCUACACCCUGGUGGCUCUGGUGGGCGUCUUCGGCAACUACCUGCUCCUCUACGUCAUCUGCCGCACCCGCAAGAUGCACAACGUCACCAACUUCUUCAUCGGAAACCUGGCCUUCUCCGACAUGCUGAUGUGCGCCACAUGUGUCCCCUUCACGCUGGCCUACGCCUUCAACCCACACGGCUGGGUGUUUGGUCGCUUCAUGUGCUACCUGGUGUACCUCAUCCAGCCGGUGACGGUGUACGUGUCCGUCUUCACUCUCACUGCCAUCGGUGUGGACAGAUACUAUGCCACGGUUCAUCCUCUGAAAAAGCGGAUCUCAGUCUUGGCGUGCACCUACCUUCUGUCUGGGAUCUGGCUGCUGUCCUGCGGCCUCGUGGCUCCCGCUGUGGCUCACACCUACCACGUGGAGUUUAAGAACGAGGGCUUCACCAUCUGCGAGGAGUUCUGGAUGGGCCAGGAGAGGGAGCGGCUGGCCUACGCGUACAGCACUCUCUUCAUCACCUAUGUCCUGCCUCUGUCGGCGCUCUGCAUCUCGUACCUGUGCAUCUCUGUCAAACUGCGGAACUGUGUUGUACCGGGCCACCGCACCCAGAGCCAGGCGGAGGCUCAGCGCAUGCGCAAACGCAAAACCUUCCGGCUGGUGAGCCUGGUGGUGGCGGCCUUCGGCGUCUGCUGGAUGCCAAUCAGUGUGUUCAACGUGCUGCGGGACAUUGACAUCGACCUGAUUGAUAAGCCGUACUUUCUGCUCAUCCAGCUGCUCUGUCACCUGUGUGCGAUGAGCUCGUCCUGCUGUAACCCUUUCAUCUACGCCUGGCUGCAUGACCGCUUCCGCUCUGAGCUCCGCAAGAUGUUCACAUGCCGCCGACGCAUCGGCCUCUCAGCCAAUAACUGCGCCACAGCCAGUGUGGUUUUGUGAGGCUCCGGUGUUUUAAAGGCUACUGUUG